GCAUUUGAGAGCACCCUGAAGUCCUGGGAGGACAAACAGAAGUGUGAGUUGUCCCGACCCUCCUCUUUCUCUCUGCAACCAGAGAUCAUGUCUGAAGAAGAGUCCACCCAGAUCAACCGCUUUGGCCAGGCCGCAGGUGCUCUGAUCCACAGCAUUCGGGAAAUAGCACAAUCCUACCAGGACAUGGAACAGGAGCUUGCCCAUGCUGUCAAUGCCAGCUCCAAGUCUAUGGACAAAGUCUACGCUAAAUCCAAGUCUACAGAGGGUCUGAACUGCAGCCUCGUUGUAGAGAUGGUGAAUAAUGUGAAAGCCCUGCAUAAUGAGACAGAGCUGCUGCUGGCAGGCAAGAUGGCUCUGCAAUUGGAUCCUCCACAGAAAGAGCAGCUCCAAACUGCCCUGGCAGACAUGGACCUCCAGCUAAGGAAGCUGGCAGACAUCCCUUGGCUGUGGCAGCUCAUGGAGCCCUGUGAUGAGGAGAACCAGAUGUUGGAUUAUUCUAAACGCAGCCGCAGCGGCAAAUUUCGGCUGGUGACCAAGUUUAAAAAGGAGAAGAACAACAAAAAUAAGGAGGCCCAUAGUAGCAUGGGAUUGCCGGUUCACCUAUGGGGAACGGAGGAGGUUGCGGCCUGGCUUGAGCAUCUCAGUCUUUGUGAGUAUAAGGAUAUCUUCAUCCGACAUGACGUCCGGGGCUCUGAGCUCCUGCACCUCGAACGGAGGGACCUCAAGGACCUGGGUGUGACCAAAGUGGGUCACAUGAAGAGAAUCCUGCACGGGAUCAAGGAGCUGAGCCGGAAUACUCCUGCCAGCGAGGUUUAGCCUCUGUGUUCACAGCCUGUGUCUACCAUUCCCCCUAACCGCACAGCAGUCACCUCACAGAGCAGACGUGCUCACAACUGUGUCUACUGAGCAGCCAGAGCAGCUGGUCAGAGCUCAUAUCAGCCAAGCGUGGUGCUACCUUUAUUACCUGUGGGGUACAGCCGCAUCCAUCGAGAGGCACCUGCCCUGCGUACCCCGGAGCCUCCCCAAGGAGAACUCGCUCUGAAGAACCGUGUCCUUACGUGUGGGAAAUGCUGGUUCCAGUGACAGUGUAGGACUCCUGAGAAUUGCAACACAGCUACCUUUGCUGGAUAAUUUUGUCACAGUAGAAUUAUUCAGUGCAAAAGAUAUAUUGGCCAGUCUUAGUUCAGGAGUAUCUGGCAGUCUUUUUAGACCCAAAGCUUUCCCACUCGGUUGUAGGUCACGCCUGUAUCUUAGAGCAUUGAAGUGGGACAAAGCAUGUCCUUGUGUCUUACCUAAUCCCCUCCUUCACACACCUGUAAUUGCAGGUGGUUUGCAUCAGAAAUUCAAAGCCAGUGCAGACCUCCUCUUGCAAGUGAGGACCCAGUGAUUCUCACUCACUCCUGCCCUGCAACAAACAAUGCACAUGGUUAAAACAGUCUUUUGCACCAGCCUUGCCGUUUUCUGCUGGGCCUAGCUCUCCUCUCUUUUGGCCACUGGUAAUGGUACAAUCUCUAGAUUUUCAGGCAUU
Molecule: messenger RNA, 1528 nt
Organism: Tinamus guttatus (white-throated tinamou)
Lineage: Eukaryota; Metazoa; Chordata; Aves; Tinamiformes; Tinamidae
Source: RefSeq, a predicted model, not a curated record